AAACUUGAUUCAUUGCUUGGACCUUGAGAAGAAUGGUUGCAAUUUUUCGCAGCUAACAUAAUACAAAUUUUUUAUUAAACAAAUUUAAUAAUCACCGAUUUACAAUGACACAAAUUGGCACAUCAGAGAAAGACUUGCUCAAAGAGGAGGAACUAGACAACGAGAGUGGUCAAAAUGGUAAAAGACGGUCCACCACUUCGGAACCAUUUGGGAACAUUGCGCCUCUUUCUGAUAUUUUGAUGGUUGGAAAUUUAUCCUCGAACGAAUUCCUUCCUUCAGAUCUUAUCCUUCAAAAUGGCGAAAAGCCCACGUUAAAGAAAGAAAAGUGCCAGAAAAGUGGAAAUAUUCCGGCUUGUGUAGUUAUUGGGAUUCGGAACGGAGUACACGAUUUUAUUAUUAAGCACAAAACGGUUAUAAGAUACUUGUUCUAUUUCGGGAUAUUUUUAGGUUAUAACGCCUAUCUCGCGGCCGCCGUAGCAUACACAAUUCGAAACGAGAUUAAAAUAUCUUGGUGUGACGGGCUAGGCUUUUUGAUUGCUUUGACGGGAAUUGUGUACUGGAGUCUGUUCUAUUACAUCGUACUGAAAGGAGUUUUUGGAAGUUGGCUACAUGUCAUGAUUGUGCAGCCUGUCAAUAAAAUCGUCAGGAUUGUGUCAUUCAACAGAUGGGGAAGUGUCUUAAUUGGAAUUCUUGGCUUGGCUGCCGUUCUAACGUUUGUGGUCAUCGAUUGUUGGGACGAACCGCGUAGACUUGUUUCAGCCGGGGGAAUAUUUAUUCUUCUAUUCGUUUUAUUCAUAUGUUCCAAACAUCCGGGAAAUGUUCGAUGGCGUCAAGUAUUGGCAGGGUUGGGUAUGCAGUUUGUGUUUGGAAUACUUGUACUGAGGUGGGAUGGUGGUCGAAUUUUUGUAGAAUGCAUUAGCGGAAAGGUCCACAAAUUCCUUUCCUUUGUCAAUGAAGGAUCAACCUUCAUUUACGAUUUUGCUGCAUCGGGCCAGCUAAAAAUUUUAAACUCAACUAUGCCAGAAUUAAUUGGUCACACACUCAGGAUUCCGACUACAUUUGCAUUUACGAUUCUAUCCACCGUCUUCUUUCUCGGUUUUGUUGUCCAAUUAUUGUACCACAUUGGUGCCAUGCUCUGGCUUGUAAGGAAGUUGGGAUGGCUGCUUCAGGUUUUGAUCGGAACUUCUGCCGCUGAAUCCAUGAGUGCAGCUGCCAACAUAUUUCUUGGAAUGUCAGAAUCAGCCCUUCUAAUCAAACCCUUCAUAAACGAUCUAACAAAAUCAGAACUUCAUGCUGUAAUGAGUGGUGGAUUUGCAACAAUUGCAGGAAGCGUCAUGGCUGCUUAUAUUUCAUUCGGGGUAAAAGCGGAAUCCGUUUUAUCAGCAUCUGUCAUGGCUGCACCGUGCGCUCUUGCCCUGUCGAAACUUAUGUACCCCGAAGUCGAAGAGUCUAGAACGACAGUGAAACACUUGAAGCAUGUAAACAUCAAUAAAACAGGAAACGCUUUAGAUUCUGCCGCCAGAGGGGCCGUUGAAGGCGUCACUCUUAUCGGGUUCAUUAUCGCAAACACAUUAGCUGUCAUAAGUUUUGUCGCUUUAGCGAACGCCGUUUUAGGGUGGUUUGGUUCUCAUGUUGGAUUCGAGGAACUAACAUUUGAGUGGCUUUUAGGCAAAGCAUUUAUUCCUGUCGCUCUAUGCAUUGGAGUUGCUCCAUCCGAAUCGGAGAAAAUUGGGCAGCUAAUCGGUCUUAAGGUUGUCGUGAAUGAAUUCCUAGCUUAUGGGAAACUGCAACAAUGGGUGGCGGAUGGCCUCGUGUCGGAACGUUCCCGCCGACUAGCAGAAUACUCUUUGUGCGGAUUUGCAAAUUUUUCCUCCAUGGGAAUAUUGCUGGGGGCGAUGGGAGUCAUGGCUCCCAGCCGACGCGCUGAGUUGUCACAAAUUGUUUGGCGUGCAUUAAUGACGGGAGCAACUUCUUCCUUUGUCAACGCGUGUGUUGCAGGGACGCUGUUGUCAUUCGAUGACAUAAUAAUGGACGAUAGUUCUGCAUCUAACGCGACAGCAACAACUAGUUCAAUGUUUCUUCUGUAAAAAUAAGCUAAAUGUAUUUGUUUGUAAAUUUAUUAUGAAUUUCUGCUACUGAUAGAAGUUGGCAUGUAUGCAUGUAUGAAAGUCUAUGUGAUGCAAUCAUUUUUACAAAAUAAGUAAGUCCAUUGCUACAAUAUUUUACAUAGGUAUGUACUAUUUAUUACACUCGAUUAAUACAACAAAAUAAAAUGAAAGAUUAUGUACAGAAA
Molecule: messenger RNA, 2293 nt
Organism: Folsomia candida
Lineage: Eukaryota; Metazoa; Arthropoda; Collembola; Entomobryomorpha; Isotomidae
Product: sodium/nucleoside cotransporter 1
Exons: 11
Coding region: 105-2087 (660 amino acids)
Biological process (GO): nucleoside transmembrane transport
Cellular component (GO): membrane
Molecular function (GO): nucleoside:sodium symporter activity
Source: RefSeq, a predicted model, not a curated record